CGUUACGAUUAGUCUAGAGGAGAGGAUCAAAGGAAAAAUAGAGGGGCGUGGUGUUUUGUAAAUCGGUGGGGAACUCGAUAUAAGUAUAUACGAUUAACAUUUUUAGAACGGUGUAUUCUUGCAGAAGCGAAAAUGACAGCUAACAGAAAGGAAGGUAGUAGCGACGGUGUAACGAAGGUGUCGCCAGGUAAACUGGGGGUCAGACAUUUACAAGUCCUUCUACUUUUCUUCGCCAUGGUCAUUGGAUAUUUUCUUAGAGUGGGAAUAUCAGUGGCUGUUGUGGCAAUGUCGAACUCUACUACAGCGAACCCAGAGAUCGAAGAUUAUGGAUGGACUUCGUCGCAAAGGUCAUCGAUCCUUAGUUCGUUUUUCUGGGGUUACACGAUAAUACAGAUACCAUCGGGUUAUUUCAUCAGUAUUUGGAGCACUCAAAAGGUCCUCUGUUUGGGGAUGUUCAUUUGCGGUGUAUUUAGUUUAUUGACGCACGUUGCUGCUCAUUAUGGUGGCAUCAUAGCUGUAUACGUUUGCAGGGUAGGCAUGGGUCUCUCUCAAGGUUGCCUCUUACCUUCCAUACACAGCCUUCUCUCCAAAUGGGUGCCGCCCUCAGAGAGGGCAAGACUUGGUACCUUCACAUACGCAGGAGCUCAGUUUGGUACAGUCCUCGCUCUUCCGUUUAGUGGUCUACUCGCAGCAUCAUCAAUAGGAUGGCCUAGCAUUUUUUAUAUUUUUGGUGCUUUUGCUGUCUGUUGGAGUAUAAUUUUCCUCUUCCUCGGUUCUGAUACACCGUCUACUCACUCAACCAUUUCCAUUGAAGAAAAGAUGUAUAUUAAGAGCAGCCUUGAAAGUACUCAUACUGAUAACAAAGAGAAAUUACGAACACCAUGGAAAGAGAUUUUUACAUCGACACCAAUGUGGGCAUUGAUAAUCGCUCAUUGUGGUCAAAAUUGGGGAUAUUGGACUCUUCUCACAGAAAUGCCAACUUAUUUGAAUUCCGUUUUAGGUUUUGAUAUCGAAAAGAACGGAGGUAUCUCAGCAUUACCUUAUUUGGCGAUGUGGAUAUUAAGCUUCCCUAUAAGCUGGCUUUCGGAUUAUGCUCUUAAAAAGAAUGUCUCUAGAUCGAUAACGAGAAAGUUAGCUAACACUCUUGCCUAUUGGGGCCCUGCCGCAGCUCUGAUUGUUUUGGGUUUUGUUCCGAUUAAUAAUCCACUCUGGACUGUUAUAAUUCUUAUUGUAGCAGUUGGGCUCAACGCUGGAUCGCUUUGUGGAUAUCAGUUAAAUCAUAUCGAUCUUAGUCCGAAUCAUGCCGGUACUAUGAUGUCUAUCACUAAUUGUUUGGCCUCUGUUACCGCGAUAAUUGCACCAAUAAUCUGUGGAGAAAUUAUUACCGACCUGAGCAGUACACAUCUAUGGUCAAUAGUAUUUUAUAUUUCCGCUGGCGUUUAUUUUGUGAGUAAUUUGAUAUUUCUCAUCUGGGGUAAAGCCGAAAUACAAUGGUGGAACGAUCUUAAAAGUGAUAAACAGAACAAUAUAAUACACAGGGCGAUUUAGUGUGCCAUAUUGAUUCCAACAAGAAUAAUGGUGUUGCAAUUAUAUCUUUUUAUGCGAAUUAGCAUUUUGUAAAAUAAAUAUACUCAUAAGCAUUUAA
Messenger RNA from Vespa crabro (European hornet), 1645 nucleotides. RefSeq names its product putative inorganic phosphate cotransporter. NCBI's taxonomy places the organism in Eukaryota, Metazoa, Arthropoda, Insecta, Hymenoptera, Vespidae. Gene Ontology annotation, molecular function: transmembrane transporter activity. The record is from RefSeq and is a predicted model, not a curated record. Gene Ontology annotation, cellular component: plasma membrane. The coding region runs from base 133 to 1548 and encodes 471 amino acids. Gene Ontology annotation, biological process: monoatomic anion transport; transmembrane transport. The transcript is spliced from 7 exons.